This is a messenger RNA of Thermothelomyces thermophilus ATCC 42464, 1506 nucleotides long. RefSeq lists its product as uncharacterized. NCBI's taxonomy places the organism in Eukaryota, Fungi, Ascomycota, Sordariomycetes, Sordariales, Chaetomiaceae. The transcript has a single exon. Bases 197 to 1321 code for a protein of 374 amino acids. The record is from RefSeq and is a predicted model, not a curated record.
CCCAAAUCGUAGCAUGAUCAUGAUCAUGGCAUGCACUAACACAUACGUCACUGGCUAAUGUGCUCCAAAACAUUUUUCAUCAAGCAGUGGGAUAUUUGAAGCCAUUUCGUCCGUCCUUCUCCUCUUGACAGCCGAAUCAUUCGCUUCUAACCCUAACGCUCUGACUGGCCAUCCAUCUUCCACCCACCAACCUGGAAUGGGUAACCCGUUACGGCAAUGCCAGAAGUGGCUUCAACGGAAUAUAUGGGGGUCCAAGGGUAUGCAACCCGAAUCCGUCGCCAUCAAGCCGAGAGAUCCCCCUUCGAACGACAUGUCCACCAAAACACAGUCUCACCCGACCACAGAGCCUCCACCAUACAGUCAAGAAUCCAGGUUGACUGCGCUGCCGGAAUACGACGUACUCUUCCGUCCCGUUCGGGCUACACGUGCAAGCACCCAGGCUGCCGUAUGCGUUGCUGGCGUCACCGGUGGGCCAGCUGCCGCUAGAGCGGUAGCUACCGUGAUCAGCAUUGUUUCCCACUCCGUCGCCAACGUAUCGAAAGACGAGAGACCAGCCACUGUCAGUGCCAUAACUACCGCUGUCAUCAAGUUUGCGACCAGGGUCGUACAAGUAGGGCCAGGGGUUCCCUCUGUCACCAUAUAUGAUCAGGCUCUCGCCUCGGUACCGGUUGCGUCAAUGCCUGCUCUUGCCGAAGGUCUUCCCAAGGCUCUCAGCAACAUUGACCACGCUCUAUCUUCUGUUGUUCCAUGGCUACGUGACAGUGUCGCUGCUACCAUUGCAGAGGCCGUCGCCAAGGUCACCGACGAUGUGGCUGCUGCGUCCUUGGAUGGCGGGACGUGGAGGGCUGACAUGUAUUCUCGCCUCGCCAACUCUACGGCUGACGGCGUCCCCGACCGCGGCGUUGCCAGCACCCGCUCCGGUCCUCAGAAACUUCCCGAGCAGCUUCCCGACCCUGAUUCUAGCAAAAGCUCAAGCGCCGAUACACGCAGCAAAUAUGGAAGUUGCGAGGCGGUACGGCGGGUGGCCAGAAUGCAGGCGGUUAUUUACGCUAUCCGGGCACAUGCCGCAACGGCCGGUCAUAUCCAGGCGGAAAGAGCCCUUGCUGCCGUAGCUGCCGGCUCUGGUCUACCCGAUGUAGCCAAUGCAGUGCCAGGGGCUACUAAAUGCACUUGCAACAAGUCUCCCCUAAGCUGCGAGGCAUCGUUACAGGUGGUCCGAGCACGAGCUGCUCUAUCGGCGGUUAAAAGCUACACCGAAAUGACCAAGAAUACUGAAGCGGCUCAGGCGCUUUCUGCUGCGGAGAGACAAACGAGGAUCUAAGAAUUGUCCAUGCAGGGCAUAACGGCAUAUCUAGGCAGUUGUGUUGACUGCAGCAACUGUAUGGCCGAGCUUACAAGCAUGAGUGAUGGAAUGAAGGGGGGCGGCAGAGGAAGAUGACGUCGCGUUGAAUAACGAAGUUUAGGAUUUGGCUCACCGCUGUGCAUGAGUUCUCUGGAUGAGCUGAA